AUGGAGACCUUUGUCUACAUAUGGCUACUACUCAUCUUCUUCACAAACUUGGUUUCAUCUCUAACUCAUGACUUCUCCUUCGUUGGGUUCAAGAAAGCCUCUCUAAAUCUAAUCAUGUCCGGAGGUGCAGAGAUCGCCGACACAGGAGCCAUCAGGCUCACUACAGACACAAGUCGCGUGUUCGGUCACGCCUUCUACUCCUUACCAAUCCGGUGCAAACAAACCGGUCAAAACCGUUGUCUGUCUUUCUCCACCUCUUUUGUAAUCGCCAUGGUUCCAGAGUACGUGACGCUUGGAGGCCACGGACUUGCCUUCGCCAUCACGCCAACGCCAGAUCUCGCAGGUUCUCUUCCUAGCCAGUACAUGGGCCUUUUGAACUCGAGCCGAGUAAACUUCUCGAGCCACUUCUUCGCUGUGGAGUUCGAUACUGUCAAAGAUUUGGAGUUUGAGGACAUCAAUGAUAACCAUGUUGGUAUCAAUAUAAACAGCAUGGAAUCGAGUGCUUCGACUCCUGCUGGCUAUUUUCUCGCAAACUCAACAAGAAAGGAGCUUUUCCUCGACAGUGGUAGAGUGAUUCAAGCUUGGGUUGAUUAUGAUUCAUACAAGAAAAGGUUAGAUGUUAAGCUUUCUCCAUUCUCCGAGAAACCAAAGUUGUCUCUUCUCUCUUACGACGUAGACCUGUCCUCUGUUUUUGGAGAUGAGAUGUAUGUUGGAUUCUCUGCUUCGACCGGUUUGCUAGCUAGUUCUCAUUACAUCUUAGGUUGGAACUUUAACAUGAGUGGAGAAGCUUUGUCUCUGUCUUUGCCAUCUCUCCCUCGGAUCCCACGUUCAAUCAAGAAGAAGAAUAAGAGCCUUGGUUUGAUCCUCGGAGUAUCUCUAUCGUGUUCCCUUUUGAUCAUCGCAGUUAUUGUCGUUGCAGUGAUGUUUGGUUUAAAAAAGGCGAAAGAUGAAGACAGAGUUGAAGAAUGGGAGCUAGAUUUUGGUCCACAUAGAUUCUCUUAUCAAGAACUGAAGAAAGCUACGAAUGGUUUCGGAGACAAGGAGCUUCUAGGGUCUGGAGGAUUUGGGAAAGUAUACAAAGGAAAGCUUCCGGAUUCAGACGAGUUUGUAGCCGUCAAGAGAAUCUCUCACGAGUCAAGACAAGGUGUACGAGAAUUCAUGUCUGAGGUCUCGAGCAUUGGUCAUCUCCGGCAUAGGAAUCUUGUUCAGUUGCUCGGUUGGUGUCGAAGACGAGAGGAUUUGCUUCUGGUCUAUGAUUUCAUGCCUAAUGGAAGCUUAGACAUGUACUUGUUCGACGAAAAACCUAAAGUUAUCUUGACUUGGAAGCAAAGAUUCAACAUCAUUAAAGGGGUUGCUUCAGGGUUACUCUACCUACACGAAGGAUGGGAACAAACCGUUAUUCACCGUGAUAUUAAAGCAGCAAACGUUUUGUUAGACGGUGAAAUGAACGGGCGGGUAGGAGAUUUCGGUCUUGCUAAGUUAUAUGAGCACGGAUCAAACCCUGGAGCUACAAGAGUAGUUGGUACAUUUGGUUACUUAGCACCAGAACUUACUAAAUCCGGAAAGUUGACAACAAGCACAGAUGUUUACGCGUUUGGGGCGCUUUUGUUGGAAGUAGCUUGCGGAAGAAGACCGAUCGAGACAAAUGCAUUACCUGAAGAGCUUGUAAUGGUUGAUUGGGUUUGGUCAAGGUGGCAAAGCGGAGACAUUAGAGAUGUUGUGGACAGGAGACUGAACGGUGAGUUUGAUGAAGAGGAAGUUGUUAUGGUUAUCAAAUUAGGGCUUCUCUGUUCGAACAAUUCGCCGGAGGUUCGACCUUCAAUGAGACAAGUGGUUAUGUAUCUUGAAAAGCAGUUUCCGUCGCCGGAAGUUGUUCCUGCGCCGGAUUUCUUAGACGUAAAUGAUAGUAUGUGUCUUGAUGAUGGAAGUGGUAAUGCUGGCGAGUUUGAGGAUUUUGUGGAUUCAGCUACGUUUUAUAGUGGACCAAACGAGAGUACUACUACAUCGUCGAUAUUCUCAUUCGCCGGUAAAACUAAAACUGAUGGGAGAUGA
This is a messenger RNA of Eutrema salsugineum, 2052 nucleotides long. RefSeq names its product L-type lectin-domain containing receptor kinase S.4. Gene Ontology annotation, cellular component: plasma membrane. The transcript has a single exon. The coding region runs from base 1 to 2052 and encodes 683 amino acids. The record is from RefSeq and is a predicted model, not a curated record. Gene Ontology annotation, molecular function: ATP binding; carbohydrate binding; protein kinase activity. Gene Ontology annotation, biological process: protein phosphorylation. Lineage: Eukaryota; Viridiplantae; Streptophyta; Magnoliopsida; Brassicales; Brassicaceae.